This is a messenger RNA of Hyla sarda, 3307 nucleotides long. RefSeq names its product shisa family member 3 (gene SHISA3). The transcript has 2 exons. The record is from RefSeq and is a predicted model, not a curated record. NCBI's taxonomy places the organism in Eukaryota, Metazoa, Chordata, Amphibia, Anura, Hylidae. Bases 637 to 1335 code for a protein of 232 amino acids.
GACAGCCAGGGGGGCUCUAGCAGGCUGCCAGACAUGCACAGAGGGAGACCACCAGAGGAUGUAUGCACAUGAGAGAAGGCAGGAGCAACCCUCAAGUUGAGAUAGACCCCCAGCCCCCCUAGCCAGCUCUUAUACAGCUACAGUAUAGGCAGCAGAGAGCAGUCAUGUCAGGUCCUGGAAUCAAUGCUCAGCACUGGAAUUUCCAAAGAACUCUGCAAGUCGCUCUGUGAAUCCUGACCUGCUUUUCUUUGCUCUGCAGAAGUCAGAGACCACCAGAAGCUGACUGCAAAUGAGAGGGAAAAAAAACUCCAUCACCCAAACUCUGGAGCAAAAGGAACCCCAUAGCAGUGCCACCCAGUAUGCCAUGUCCUGAGAUCACUGCCCUGGAGGACAACCCUUGAAUUCUGACCAUGCAGGCUUGAGAGACCAACACAAGAUCAGAGAAGAAACACUAUGUCUUGGAUGUGCUGGACUAGUUUUGGGCUGAAGGAUCUGACAGUCUCUUCCUGUGCCACAUGCCCACCUGCUUGCCAUGUAUAUGGAGCUGUGGGUGAUUUCUAGGAGAAUCCAUAUCUAGCUUCUGCUGCUGCACCCUGACACUUUUCUUAUCCUUAGUUUGGCUGCGGUGGAAUAACUAUGAGGUUACUGGGAUGCUACUUGAUGCUUUUCUUCUUUACUUGGGGAAAUGCCAGGGCACAGGGGGAGUACUGUCAUGGUUGGGUGGAUGCUGCUGGAAAUUACCAGGCGGGAUUCCAGUGUCCGGAGGAUUUUGAUACUGCAGAUGCUACUAUCUGCUGCGGCUCCUGCUCCCUGCGCUAUUGUUGUGCUGCGUCAGAUGCUAGACUGGAACAAGGCAGCUGUACCAAUGACAGGGAGCUGGAGAAUACUGGAGUCACUGCACAACCUGUAUAUGUUCCAUUCCUUGUUGUUGGCUCCAUAUUCAUUGCCUUCAUCAUCGUGGGAUCCCUGGUAGCUGUCUACUGCUGCACAUGCUUGAGGCCGAAGCAGACAUCUCAACAGCCAAUGAGAUUCACCUUACGCAGCUAUCCUCCGGAAUCUCUACCUAUGAUUUUAACCAGUAGUAGCCUAAGGACUCCGUCUAGACAGUCCAGCACUGCAACUAGUUCCACCUCUACUGGGGGAUCAGUACGUAGACUUUCCUCCUCCAGAGCAGAUCCUGGUUAUCUAGUAACGUCACCUCCACCUCCAUACUCUUCGGCACAUUCCAUACAUCUCAAUCCAUCAUCUACAUUUCUGGUGUCCACACAGUACUUUUCAUAUCCCCUCCAAGCAGAUGGAAACACAAAUAAGAACUGUCCCGACUUCCGACAGUAAGACUAUUUGGAAACUAGUGACAAUCCUUUAUAUUUGUGGAAUGGAUGAUACAGAGAAUGCAGUUUGUACAUUUAUUUAGAAACAAAUACUUUUGUUCAAUAUUUAGCAAAGAAACUGUCAUAUUGUGCAAUAGAAGGUGUAUAAUAUAGCCAACAUUUACUUUCCUACCGGUGAAUAAGCUGCUGUAGUAGUUGAUUUGCUUCUGACUGUUGGGCAGCAAAGGUUUUCUAAAAAUAAAUACAAUAUUUGGGUUCUAAUAGAACAUGUUCUUUAUAAAAACAAACUCAAUAAUGAAAUGAAUAAUUAGUGUGGAAUUGUGAUUCAACAGCUGACACGAUUUUAUUGCACUGGUGGUCAUCCUGGUGGAUCCUACAAUGAGACUAAACCUGACAAUCUUAUUUCACGUUAAAAGAAAAAUACUACAUAUAUUACAUGGACAUAUAUAAUAGAGUUGUGACUUACAGUCUUACACAGGGGUAAACAUUUUAAAAGCUGUUACGUCUUCCAAAUUACGUAUAAAAUCGUGGAUCUAAUUUUCAAUUGUUUGCAGAUUUACCAAUUUUUGGAUCACAUUGUACAGUGCCACAGAUUGUGACAGCGCUAUAUAAAUCAAGAUUAAUAAAAAUUUCCUGUCAUAUUUUCCAUCUGACUAGUGUUCUAUGGUAUGUUAAUUGUCCAGAACAGUUUUUUUUUCACUUAAAAAAUUAGGCAUGACAGCUAGAUCGUACAGCAAACAUUAUAAGGAAUUCCUGGUGUUCUGUACCAUCAAUGAUAACUAAUGUUAUGUUUGUGUACUAUUCAAUAUAUUUGGUUGUCUUUUACAUGACUUAAAUGAAGAUCUGAUCACUGAUCAUUGAAGAGAAUACUUUUGUGAAUUGGUUAACAAAUUUUCUUGGCUAUGUAAAUGUGAUAGGAAUGGUUUUGUAAUAUUUAGAGGGGAGACAAUGUGUUCAAACCUUAAAGCAUUUCUGUCAUUUGUAUAAACUUUUAACAAGUUCUCCAAAAGUCAAAGUUCUAAGUCCUCCUGUAAUCACGAGUUAAAGCGCACUUUACUCCCUGAUCUGCCCCAUUACAGUCUAUCAUGCACAUUAGUCAGAUCAGGUGGCCAUUGCACUAUUGCAACCCCAUACGACCUAAACUUUUGACAUGUCUGGUCAACAAGUCUAAAGUUUAUACAAAUGACAGUAACGCUUUAAAGGGGUACUCAUGAGGAAAAAAAAUGCUGUAGAAGCCUUUAUCAUUGCUUACAUGUCUGCCCCAUUCCUGAAACCACCAACGAACCAUUGUUUGGGGGGGUUCCUUAAUCCUGUACAUCCUGGUUGAGCAGUUGCUUAGCACUACAAUUGCUUCCCCUCUGCUUUCCAUCACAGUUCUCCCACCUUGCCUACUUCCCUACCACAGAACUCCUGUCAGUUCCCCACCCAGAGUUGAUGGAGAAAAUCACAUUUUACAGCAGACUAUUGCACAGUAUGCCUGCAAAACCGGCUUUACUCACUCCGUUUGCUCCUCUACCUGUGGUAUUGGUCAGCGCUGUAAACACACCACAUUCUUCCUAAAUUUUCGUUUGUGUGUAUAUAACAGGGAGAUGGUUGUAUAGACUGCAGGGCUGGUCAGAGGUAAUGGCAUUAUUCGGGGUGGGGCUAGAGCUCCAGUCAUACCUUCUGAGAUAGAGGAUAACGCGUUGUCUUGGGAGAAAGGGAGGAGGUGGAGAGCUAGAGACAAAGCGAUUAAAAAAAACUAAAAAUAAAAAACAAAACCCAUAUUCAUGUUGAAACUAUAACUUUUAUUAAAUUUAAACAAUUGAGACAAAACAUUGAAAAAUACUGCGUUAUCCAUGCACAUUCCUAAAUUAAUAGACAACAUAGAUGUUAACAAAAAAAAAAAAAAACUGUGCCAAUUUCUUCAAGUUGUAUCCUUGCUUGCCUAAAAGACUAUAAAUGUGAUGUAGACCAUACUUCAGAAAAAAAAUAUA